AUGAACUUUACAGCAACGCAUCGAGGCCAGCUGGCCGUUGCUGCAGCAAGUGGUGGUCUAGCUGUUCUUGCAUUCAUCUGGAUUAAAGGACUUUUUAGAAAAAGAGUGGAACUACAAAAGUUUAAGAAAGAGUUGGCACAGCAGGUCAAGUUUGAUAUUCCUGAAACUGAAAUACUCACUCCAGAAGCCGAGUUGCUGGUCAAGGAGCAACUCUCUCGUAAUAUUGCGUUUCUUGGUCCAGAGGGAGUUGCCAAAUGUCGCAAAUCGUUUGUGAUUGUUGUUGGUCUUGGUGGUGUCGGUAGCCAUGCCGCCCACAUGCUAGUGAGAUCAGGAAUUGAGCAUGUUCGUCUGAUUGAUUUUGACCAAGUAACAUUGUCAUCCCUUAAUCGGCAUGCUGUUGCCAAUCAAUCGGAUGUGGGAACAUUUAAAGUAACGGCAAUGCAGCUACACCUUGCAAACAUUGUUUCUCAUGCCAAGAUCGAUGCAGUAAUUGAACUAUUCGAAAAAAAGACCGCUUCUCGCUUGCUAAGUGGAAACCCUGAUUUUGUUCUAGAUUGUAUUGAUAAUCUCCAAACUAAAGUCGAUCUACUCGAAUACUGCCACAAUCAUAACAUUCCUGUGAUUUCAUCCAUGGGUGCAGGAGCGAAAGCAGAUGCGUCUCGUAUUCAGAUUGCAGACAUUAGCGACACAUUCGAGGAUCCGUUGGCUCGCUCAACCCGCCGUCUUCUUCGACUCCGUAAAAUUGAAAAGGGAAUCACGGUUGUCUACUCUACCGAAAAACCAACCAAUGUCAAGCUGGUUGAAUUGACCGAACAGCAAUUGGGCGAUGCCCAAGAGUUUGCCCCAUUGCCUCAUUUCAGAUCGAGAAUCUUGCCGGUUUUGGGAACAAUUCCAGCAUUGUUUGGAAAUGCUAUGGCUUCAUAUGUGCUGACUGAAUUGAGUGGAUUCAAGACGGAUCCAAUUCCAGUCAAGUCAAAAAAAAAGAUUACUGAUAAAAUGUUUCAUGAUUUGCUCAAGGCUGAGCGUGAACGAAACGUUCCAACCAAAGUAAACUCGGACGAUGCUGCAUUUAUUGUAGACGAGAUUUGGGGAGGACGAAGUGCGCUCACUGGCGCCACAUCAGAAAAAUUAAUUCUAGUCCGCUGGGAUCUAACCAAGCCAGCCGAGUUUGGCAAUCUUGUUUGCCUCACAAAGCAAGAGGCAGAGCUUCAUAAAAAUGGUGCACUGAAUAAUUUGAGUACUCUAUACACUGCUGAUCAAUUGGCUAAAGUGCAAGAGAAGUUGGAUCUAGCCGUAUCACUUCAAAAAUGGAGAAUAAAAUAA
Molecule: messenger RNA, 1323 nt
Organism: Batrachochytrium dendrobatidis JAM81
Lineage: Eukaryota; Fungi; Chytridiomycota; Chytridiomycetes; Rhizophydiales
Exons: 6
Coding region: 1-1323 (440 amino acids)
Biological process (GO): cyclic threonylcarbamoyladenosine biosynthetic process
Cellular component (GO): mitochondrial outer membrane
Molecular function (GO): ubiquitin-like modifier activating enzyme activity; tRNA threonylcarbamoyladenosine dehydratase activity
Source: RefSeq, a predicted model, not a curated record